Cicer arietinum (chickpea) is the source of this 1012-nucleotide messenger RNA. RefSeq lists its product as uncharacterized. Lineage: Eukaryota; Viridiplantae; Streptophyta; Magnoliopsida; Fabales; Fabaceae. The record is from RefSeq and is a predicted model, not a curated record.
CAAAUCUAUGAGAUAAGAUUCAUAGCCAAAAAAAACCACACUCAUAUUCUUUAUGCAAUUUCAUAGACUAAGCUAAUAGUUUAUGUAAUAUUACAUUGAAUAAUUUGUUUCUAUAAUUCAACUUCACUUAGAUGAAUUGUAAGAUAAACUUCUCAAGUCCAUUAAUACCAUGCAAAUUUCAUACCAAGAAAAAAAAUCUUAUAAGAAGAAAAACUAUAAUCUUCUCUUCUUUUUCCUCAAGUGAAAAACAACAACAACAAAUUUCAACCAAUACAAUUGAUGAUAAGGCUUACACUAUCAAUUUCAAGACAAAAAAAGCAUGCAAGCUUGGAAUUUCAAGAUAUCCCGAUUUUGAAUAUGAUGCCGAAGGAGGAAGAGGAAAUGGUUAUGGUUCAAAGAUAACACAAAAUAAUCAAGAUAACAAUGAACUUGUUGUUUUGUUUGAUGUUGAAACAUUGUAUAUUCCAUCAUUGACUAGCUCUACAACAAAGUUUCUUGGAUUCCCUUUGCCACCAUUUUUGAAGAUUGAUAUUGUUCCAGAAAGUUUCCAAGGAAGUAUUAAUCAAGAAUCUGGCAAGGUUGAUCUUGAGUUUAAGGCCAAGUUCUUGUUUUCUGCUGGUAGUAUCUAUAAAGCUCCACCAUUGGUUGUGAAGACAGUGUUGACAUCAGAAGAAUCAAAGGGGACUAUGAAGAGUGGAAGAGGCAUGAGAUUGGAUAAAGAGGGAAAAUGCAGACUAGUUGGUGUGGCAACAGUUGAUCCUAUUGAUGAUUUUCUUAUGAAUUCCUUCCUUGGCCUACCAACUGAGUGUCUUGCUGAAUUAAAUGCUGUAAUCUCUAUUCCUUCUUCAUCAUAGGAGUUAAAAUCUCAUUACAAAACUACAUAUAGAACUCCAUAAUAUUUAUUUUAAAACAAUGUGCAGUCAAAGAUACUAAAAGAUAAUAAAAAACAUAACAGAUUAAUGAGAUAUACUAUCAUAGGAAUGGAUUUGAUUUUGUGCAUUGUCGGCUGUCA